AUGUCGCUCCGUCUGAUGGCGUCAAGCUUGCUUGGCUUAAGCGCAACUCUCGCCAACGCAAGCCCGGACGAACAGACACCCUUCGGCGACUACCGCCACAUAUGUCCAGAUUAUACACGAUAUGCUGGUUACCCUCACCGUCCCUUCAGUACUGGUCCCAAAGAGCUUCCUUACCAACGACCAAGCACAAAAUGCCGGACGUUUCAGUCAGAUGCUAUCGAGAAGGUGAUUGAGGAUAUGACAUCGCGUAUGCAGGACCCCGACCUGGCCCGAUUAUUCGAGAACGCAUUCCCUUCGACGACAGACACGACAGUCAAAUUCCAUACAAAAGGAAAGGAAGACACUGGCUUCUUCCGCAUGGGAGCCUUUGGGGGCUUCCAUGAUGAGGGAGCUUGGCAGGGACCGCAGUCGUUCAUCAUCACAGGCGAUAUCAUCGCCGAGUGGCUGCGGGACUCGACGAACCAGCUGCGGCCGUAUCAACCGCUUGCAAAAAAGGAUCCUGCUAUCCACACACUGCUGCUCGGCGCGAUCAAUACACAGGCCGAGUACGUUAUCGAGUCGCCCUACUGUAACGCCUUUCAGCCUCCGCCUAUCAGUGACUUGCCCAUCUCGUCUAAUGGGCAAGAGGACAAUGUACAUCCAGCCUACGAGCCGCGAGCUGUCUUCGAGUGCAAGUAUGAGCUUGACUCCCUGGCACAUUUCCUUGCACUUGGCAAUGAUUUUCAUGAUCACACUAGCUCAACCGAAUUUCUAAAUAAGAGAUGGUACCGUGCUCUCGACACCGUACUAAGGGUGCUGAAUGAGCAGUCGAAAUCGACAUUUGACCCCAAGACGGGCGAGUUCCAGCGCAACGAAUACACCUUCUCCCGUCGCACAGACAUUGGAACUGAAACACUCAACUUGAGGGGAAUUGGAAAUCCCCUGAACUGGGGCACGGGGCUGAUUCGGUCAGCGUUCCGACCUAGCGAUGAUGCGACAAUCCUUGGCUUCUUUAUCCCUGCCAAUGCGCAGAUGUCUGUAGAGCUGGGCCGGGCCUCGGAAAUCCUCGCGGCCGCUGGCAAGACAGCGCUGUCUGAAAAGUUGGAGGCGUGGAGCACAAAACUCCGCGAGGGAAUCAUGGAGCAUGCAGUGGUCAAACACAAGAAGUAUGGGGAAGUUUUCGCUUACGAAGUAGAUGGGUAUGGCUCGUCGAUAUUGAUGGACGAUGCCAACUACCCAUCCUUACUGGCCCUUCCCUUGAUGGGAUUCUGCAAGACCAGUGAUCCCAUUUACCAAAACACAAGGAAGAUGCUAUUGGAGAAGGGUGGCAAUCCUUACUAUCUAGAAGGGAAGGCUUUUAAGGGCAUUGGUGGACCUCAUAUUGGACUGCGAAAUGCUUGGCCAAUGAGUCUUCUCAUCCAGGCUCGAACUUCAGAUGACGAUAAAGAGAUCAAGGAAUGUAUCGAUCUUGUACUCAACUCAGCCAAGCUUGGUCUGGUUCAUGAAAGUAUCGAUGUUGAGCAUAUUACGCAGUACACGAGAAGUUGGUUUGCAUGGGCCAACGGCGUGUUCGCAUCAACGAUCCUGGAUUUGGCAAAGAGAAAGCCGCAUCUGAUUUUUGGUGAGGGCGCUUCGGCGUACGAGAUAUAA
Messenger RNA from Fusarium sp. VM40, 1629 nucleotides. The record is from the annotation of a GenBank genome assembly. NCBI's taxonomy places the organism in Eukaryota, Fungi, Ascomycota, Sordariomycetes, Hypocreales, Nectriaceae.